AGCGCUGCUCUCUAACACAUGCGGAUUGACUGAAGGAGCUUCUUUCAGCUUUGCAUCUUCCAACCAUGUUCUAAAAUACUAAUGUUUUCCAGCUAUAAGGCGAAAGCAAGCACGCCGGUUUAUUUCAGGGCUGUCAUAUGAUUCAUUGCUGAAUUCAGGAAGUAGAUCAAUUAAACAUGGCAUCGCUGCUGUUCUUUGGAUCACUGCUUUUACUCUCAGGAGCAGCUCAUGGGUCCAAUAACUCCAUCCCUCUGGUCAUGUGGCAUGGAAUGGGGGAUAACUGCUGCAACCCUCAGAGCAUGGGUGCUAUAAAGAAAAUGGUGGAAGAGGAACUGCCUGGUAUAUACGUGCUGUCUCUCAUGAUUGGAAAGACUAUCAUGCAGGACACAGAAAGUGGAUUUUUCGUGGAUGUUAAUGAACAAGUGGCCUUUGUGUGUAAUACAAUAGCACAGGACCCUAAACUGAAGGGAGGAUACAAUGCAAUGGGCUUCUCUCAGGGUGCACAGUUUCUACGUGCUGUAGCACAGAGAUGUCCUUACCCUCCAAUGAAGACUCUCAUCUCAGUAGGUGGACAGCAACAAGGAGUUUACGGUUUGCCUCGAUGCCCUGGUGAAAGUUCUCAUUUUUGCGACUGGAUCCGGAAGGCACUGAACUCUGGGGCCUACACAGAUGCAGUGCAGAAACACUUGGUGCAGGCGCAGUACUGGCACGAUCCGCUCAACAAUGACUUGUACAAACAGCAUAGCCUGUUUCUUGCUGAUAUAAAUCAAGAGCGGGUGGUGAAUGAAACCUACAAGAAGAACCUCAUGAAUUUGGAGAAGUUUGUAAUGGUUAAGUUUCUACAAGACACCAUUGUGGACCCUGUGAUAUCCGAGUGGUUUGGCUUCUUCAAAAUUGGUCAGGCUGAGGAGACUGAGACUUUGCAGGAAAGUGCCUUAUAUAAAGAGGAUCGCCUGGGACUGGCACUGAUGGAUAAAGCUGGAAAACUAGUGUUUCUUACCAGUGAUGGAGAUCACUUACAGUUUAAUGAAGAAUGGUUCAAAGAAAAAUUAAUCCCCUAUUUGCGGUAAUCCCCCCCAAGCUGUCUGUUUUAAUACCAGAUCAGCAACAAGAAGAGGCAAAACUGAUAUACUCACAUACCCCAAUGUUGGAAUACUUCUGUAUAUCAAUCUGACACAUUAUGUACUAACUAUAAAUCAGCUUCAUUUUAUUGCACUGAUGUUUUGCUUCAUUAAGCUGACCUAAUUUAAAUCAGAUUCACCUGACUCUCAACCUGAAUUCAUAACGCUUAAAAAUGUCAAAGUCUAGUUCUUAAAUUUGAGUUCCGAACAUAUAAACAGUUGAAUAAUCUGUACUUUGUGUUCUUUCAUGUGGUUGUAAAAAGUCAUGGAAAAACAUUUGGACUUCUCCAUAGGAACCUGUAGUAAGUACACUCAAUUUUGGCCAAUCACAACAAAGGUUUCUAAUCUUACUUUAACAAGAGAGCUUUUUAACCUGGAAACUUUACAAGGAAAGAAACAGCCUGAAAUUACAUGGCCUCAAUUUUCACAAUCAAGUGACUUCUGAAUAUUCUCCUUAAAUUAUUUAUUUUUAAAACUUUAAUUUUUUUCAACUUAUUGGUUUUAUUUGUACGUGAUGUUUUAAGACCUAAAUUUCAGAUAAUUGAAUUCAGAUUAGCUAAAUUUAAUUAUUUUAUAGUUUCAGUGAAAAUCUUAAGUAAAUUCAAAUUAUGCAGCUCUGUUUUCUUCAAGCUUCAUCGAACAUGGGGUUCAGGUUCGGGUGUAUCUGAUUUACCAAACCGACUGAUUACAUAGCUAUCACAUUCUAGUGGGAAUGUGCAUUUUAUGUAAAGGCAUCUAAUAAAAAGUCUAAUCUUCCAA
This is a messenger RNA of Neoarius graeffei (lesser salmon catfish), 1880 nucleotides long. It is a transcript of the gene ppt1, whose product is annotated as palmitoyl-protein thioesterase 1 (ceroid-lipofuscinosis, neuronal 1, infantile). Gene Ontology annotation, cellular component: lysosome. Gene Ontology annotation, molecular function: palmitoyl-(protein) hydrolase activity. The coding region runs from base 177 to 1070 and encodes 297 amino acids. The transcript has 10 exons. The record is from RefSeq and is a predicted model, not a curated record. Gene Ontology annotation, biological process: receptor-mediated endocytosis; protein depalmitoylation. Lineage: Eukaryota; Metazoa; Chordata; Actinopteri; Siluriformes; Ariidae.